GCAGCAUCACAUAUCGUGCCAUAGACCGGGAGGUCCGCCAAGCGCAAUAAAACCCCAUAAGCCGACGCCGGGCCAAAGCUUUAUCACGAGAAAUACCCUAACCCAAGCCCAGCUCUUCUCUCUGUCGCCCUCUCGCCGCCGAUCUUGGACAAUGCCGUUCAAGCGAUACGUGGAGAUCGGGAGGGUCGCCCUCGUGAACUAUGGGAAGGAUUACGGGACGCUCGUCGUCAUCGUCGACGUUGUCGACCAGAACCGAGCUCUGGUCGAUGCCCCUGACAUGGUGCGAGGACAAAUGAAUUUUAAGAGGCUUUCCUUGACUGAUAUUAAGAUUGACAUUCCGAGACUUCCUAAGAAGAAGUCUCUAAUUGCAGCCAUGGAAGCUGCGGAUGUGAAGAACAAAUGGGAGAAUAGUUCAUGGGGAAGGAAAUUGAUCGUUCAGAAGAGAAGAGCUGCCUUGAAUGAUUUUGACAGGUUCAAGGUCAUGUUGGCAAGGAUCAAGAGAGGUGGUGCUAUCCAGCAGGAGCUCGCAAAACUGAAGAAGCAGGAUGCAUCCCGAGGUCUGAUGUCAUAGUUUGCUGAUUUUUCCACAUGUAGCUUGUGAUGCUUCACUAUUCGAUCUUACUUUUAGUUAUUGUUCAAAAGCCAGUACUU
Molecule: messenger RNA, 651 nt
Organism: Elaeis guineensis (African oil palm)
Lineage: Eukaryota; Viridiplantae; Streptophyta; Magnoliopsida; Arecales; Arecaceae
Product: large ribosomal subunit protein eL14z
Biological process (GO): translation; ribosomal large subunit biogenesis
Cellular component (GO): ribosome; cytosolic large ribosomal subunit
Molecular function (GO): structural constituent of ribosome; RNA binding
Source: RefSeq, a predicted model, not a curated record